Messenger RNA from Durio zibethinus, 2298 nucleotides. Its product is annotated as polyadenylate-binding protein 7-like. Lineage: Eukaryota; Viridiplantae; Streptophyta; Magnoliopsida; Malvales; Malvaceae. Gene Ontology annotation, molecular function: RNA binding. The record is from RefSeq and is a predicted model, not a curated record.
ACCCUUAUAGUUGCACGUCCCAAACUCCCCUUCCAUCCAUGCAAAAAAUUCUCUGUUAUUUUUCCUCUCUCCCUAACAAAACCCUAACUUCUCUUCAUUAAUCGCUCUCAAGAUAACCGAAAGGAAACGCCACUUCUCUCUCCAUUCUUUCUAGAACAAUCCCUAAACGCCAUUGUUAUUGUCGGUUUUGUUGGGGUACAGCUGUUUUUGAAGUUUGUUGGGAAUUUCGUGAAUAUUUUGCGGUACUAGAAGUGGGAAUUAUAAUUGAUAACAAUGGCUCUUCCAUCGGCGGUAACGGUAGCGGCAACGCUGGCGUCAUUGUACGUUGGGGACUUGCACCCUGACGUAUCUGACGGACAACUGUUUGAGGCUUUCUCUGAGUUCAAGAGCUUGGCCUCUGUUCGUGUUUGUAGGAAUUCUUCUACUGGGAGGUCUCUUUGUUACGGCUAUGUCAACUUCAUGUCUCCUCAGGAUGCACAUCAUGCUAUCGAGGCAAAGAAUCACACAUUACUGAAUGGAAAAAUGAUAAGGGUGAUGUGGUCUCUUCGAGAUCCUGAUGCAAGAAAAAAUGGAGUUGGAAAUGUGUUUGUUAAGAAUCUCAGUGACUCAAUUGAUAAUGUGGGACUGCAAGAGUUAUUCAGCAAGUUUGGAAAUGUAACAUCUUGUAAAGUUGCAACAUUUGAGGAUGGGAAGAGUAAGGGUUACGGCUUUGUUCAAUUUGAGUCAGAAGAAUCUGCAAAUGCUGCUAUUGAGAAACUCAACGACACCACCAUUGGUCAUAAGCAGAUAUAUGUUGGGAAAUUUAUGAAAAAGAGUGAUCGUGUUUUGCCAAGUCCUGAUGUCAAAUAUACAAAUUUGUAUAUAAAGAACUUGGAUCCAGAUAUCACAGAAGAGCUUUUGCAAGAGAAAUUUUCUGCGUUUGGGAAAAUUGCUAGCCUGGUCAUAGCAAAGGAUGAAAAUAAGGCCUCUAGAGGUUUUGGCUUUGUAAACUUUGAUAGUCCAGAUGAUGCCAAGCGGGCCAUGGAACUGAUGAAUGGAUCACAACUUGGCUCCAAGGUUCUAUAUGUAGCAAGGGCACAAAAGAAAGCAGAGCGUGAGCAAAUACUGCGUAAUCAGUUUGAGGACAGACGAAAGGAGCAGAUCAUGAAAUAUAAAGCUUCAAAUGUUUAUGUGAAGAAUAUUGAUGAUGAUGUGACCGAUGAAGAGCUGAGAGAACAUUUCAGUCAGUAUGGCACAAUUACUUCUGCAAAAGUUAUGCGAGAUGACAAAGGAAUAAGCAAGGGGUUUGGAUUUGUCUGCUUCUCUGCUCCUGAGGAGGCCGCUAAAGCUGUGAGCUCAUUUCAUGGAUAUAUGUUUCAUCGCAAGCCGUUGUAUGUAGCUAUUGCUCAAAGGAAGGAGGAUAGACAAGCACAAUUACAACUUCAGUAUGCACAACGUCUGGCAGGAUUAGCAGGGCCUUCCACAGCUGUUCUCCCCGGAGGAUAUCCUCCAGUCUACUACACAGCUCCAACUGGCAUUGUUUCACAAGUACCUCCACGGCCAGGGAUGAUGUACCAACCUUUAGGUUUGAGGCCAGGAUGGAGGGCUAAUGGCUUUGCACCUCCAACCAGACCAACUUUUCAACCAUCAUCACUGCCUAUGGUUCCUAGUGCUCCAAGACAAACUAGGCAAAACCGGGGUAGGUUGAAUGGGCAUGCUCUUCCGCAGGGUGGUUCUCACUCUGUCUCUUAUGUGCCACAAUUGCAACAGCCAACCCAAGCAGUCACUUCUUCCAAAGAUCAAAGUAACCAACAGCGGGCAGGACAAGCUAAAUAUGUACCAAAUGGUAGUGCAAGAGAGGUGAACAAAGGCUCUGGAGUCCCAGCAGCUGCUUCCAAUUCUAUUGCAGCUGUAUCACAAGGAUCUGAGAUGUUGAGUAGUAUGCUUGCUGCCGCUUCCCCUGAGCAGCAAAAAACAAUACUCGGUGAACGACUCUACCCCCUUGUGCAGAAACACCAGCCUAAUCUGGUUCCGAAGAUCACAGGGAUGCUUUUAGAGAUGGACAACUCUGAACUGCUUCUUUUAUUAGAAUCACCAGAAUCUUUGGCUACCAAAGUGGAGGAAGCUGUGGAAGUGCUGAAGCUCUCAAAUGCUAAAGUGUCUGGCCAAGAUGCCCUUCAUUCAAGUUUCCUGUCUGCUGAAGUUGCAGUCAACUGAAAAAAAAAAGGAAUGGCAGUUGUCUUCAAAAUAAAAACCAUCUGAAGCUCUUAACAGGAACUAAAUUUUUGAUAUCCAAGUAUCAGAGUAUUGAACCUUUAA